GUCUUGCUUUCGUUUCAAUCUGCUGCGCGUUGACUUCUUCAUCAUGGUAGACUAGGACCCUUUCUGAUCAUCCUCUGAUGGGCACAUGGGACAUUUCGUCUUCACUCACGUCCCUGAUGUUCGGGAACUGUCUGUUCUCACAGCGUACUAGGUUCAGGGUUCAGAUAUCUGAUUGUUCAACAGCUAUGUCUUCCUAACGUCAUCUUCCGCGACUGUGGAAGUAAUGUUCGGAUCCUAUAGCUAAGCCUUCAUGGGGUGUGUGAUACAGAAGAACUGGUUGCUCGACUUCCCUUUAUAUGCCAGGUUGUUCUUUCAGCUCCAUACUUCGUUCUUCCUGUCAACAGGCUUUAUAUCGUUUCGCUGCUACUGCGAAACUCAUCGACCUAUCGACAUGCCCGCCGUCCAACCACCCUCCAUUGUGUUAGUCACCGGAGCUUCAGGUUUCAGUGGUGCAUGGAUCGUCCGUGCCUUUCUUGACGCGGGAUACUCGGUGCAUGGAACUGUGCGCUCCCUGGCUAAAGCGCAAUACCUGAACAAUUUGUUCAAGUCCUACGAUGAUCGAUUCAAGGCUGUGAUCAUUGAGGAUACUUCCAAGCUCGGAGCCUUUGACAAGGUGGUGAACGACGAAGUAUCUGCUGUCGUGCAUGUCGCCGGAGUGGCACACUUCGCCCCUUCCGUUGAUCAAGCUGGUAGGGCCAGCUAUUUCGUUCGCCAAUUGAGAUACAUAUUUAUGGAUCAGCGUCGUUUAGCAAUCUUCGGCCCCAAUACGGACAGUGUUGUGGAUUUAUUACAGACACUUCUCAAAUACGGCACCAAUGUCAAACGUUUCAUCUACAUGUCAUCUGCUCAAGCCAUGCUUGGCAAACCACUCACUCAUAUCUACACAGAAGACGAUUGGAAUGAUAACGCAGUGGCCGAGGCCAAGGAAAAGGGAAGCCAGGCUGACGGGCAAGUUUUGUAUGCCGCCAGCAAGGUUCUGGCCGAACGUGCAAUCAUCGACUUUACCGAAAAGCAUAAGGGACAAAUUGGCUGGGAUGCUACUCGCAUUGUUCCCGUAUGGAUGUUUGGGCCUAUCAUUCAUGAUUGCAACUCGGUCGAUAACCUAAAUCUAUCUGCUAAGAUCUUCUACCAAUUUUUGACAACAGAGCGCGAGAAGGACAAGGUGAACGACUAUGCAUCUGAGUUUAUAGACGUACGUGACGCUGCGGAUGCGUUUGUUGCUGCACUCAGGACCGAGGAAGCCGGUGGAGAACGGUUCAUUUUGGAUGCAGGGGCAUUCACGUAUCAGAAUCUUUUUGAUGCCAUACACUCCGCCGAUCCCGACGCAAGUGGGGUACCUUACGGUGAUCCCGAUGCUCCCAAAUUUAGCUUUCCAGGUCCAUUCUGCGAUGCGACGAAGGCGAAGAAGGACCUGAAAUUGAAGGAGUUCCGAGGCUUAAGCGAAUGCGCGAUCGAUGCUUUGAAAAGCUUCAGGGAGCGGGGUUUCUGACUAGAUGAGUUGAUAAGUGCUGUGCGCACCGAUAAAUCGCCUGGUGGUCUUGCCGCAUUCUGAACCCCUGUAGUAUCUUUACGAUAUUCACCGAACCGCUGAAGGUCUGGGUAAGACGCAGAGAGGGACACAUGCAUUUCCCACAUUAGUUAUUGUACUAGCCUGAUCUUCUCCAUUCUGGUAGCACUAUCGUUGUCACAAAGAGUCUAUAAGUUGAGUCAAUUUGACUUCUUAAACCCGAAACUCAGUCAGACAGCGCGAGCGGUCCUCUUCACAUACUUCACUGCUACGCGUCGAUUCAAGGACACCUUCUCCCGGCUGGAUCACAAGUACACUCACGCCAGUCCAACCCUCUCACCUUCAGCCUCUAUGUCACCUAUCUCCUUCGUCUCUCAUCCUCGUCUCUCAUCUCCCUUUGUAUUCUCAUUCGAGUUCUGAUUUGCCUCUUAUUCAUAACGCCCUUUACUUACUAGCUCGUAAUCUUCCCUAUUUUUUGCCUGCGCCCCUUCAACCCUUUCCUCACAUUCAUUUCAACAUACUAAGUCCCCUCGUUUCGCCCCGCGCUUGUAGUUCCGUCUAAUAGUGCACUUUUAUCUGGGUUUCGCGCUCGCUCCUCCCUCUUUGUAUAGGUAACUCUUCCGGUGUUCACCCCUUCAAGUUCGCAUCUCGAUCGUUGAUAUUUGACACAACAUAGUAGUCCGGAUUCAAACUUAAUUUCAAAAAAAAAAAUUGAAGCUGGAAUGUAGCAUCUCUCAGUCGGUAGCACGUCUUGUCUCAAGUUGUAAUAUCCUCUUCGUCGGUCACGUUCAGUGGGGAUACCCCGGGGCACCGUUUGCUCUGU
This is a messenger RNA of Somion occarium, 2330 nucleotides long. The record is from the annotation of a GenBank genome assembly. Lineage: Eukaryota; Fungi; Basidiomycota; Agaricomycetes; Polyporales; Cerrenaceae.